GAGAGGCGGCCCGACCCGACGCGACCGGGCUUCGGAGCCCAUUCAGAAGCCAGUCUGCAGUCCCGGAACAAAGGCGGCGGCCAAGGUGCCCAUUUGGGGGAUUUGAACACCUGAGCCGCUGGUCACACUGUCCUCAUGGGCUUCCCCCUGGCUCUGGCGUGGGCCCUCCUGGUUGGGCCAUGGGUCCCUGUGGCAGCCCUGAGCCCCAUUUCAUGGGAGGUGCAGCGGUACGAUGGGUGGUACAACAACCUCCAGGAGCACAGCUGGGGCAGCAAAGGCUCCCGCCUGCGGCGCCUGGUCCCCGCCAGCUACGCCGAUGGGGUGUACCGGCCCCUGGGGGAACCCCACCUGCCCAACCCCCGGGAGCUCAGCAACACCGCCCUGCGGGGCGCAGCAGGCCAGGCCUCCCUGCGGAACCGCACGGUGCUGGGCGUCUUCUUCGGCUACCACGUGCUCUCGGACGUGGCGAGCGUCGACACCCCCGGCUGCCCCGCCGAGUUCCUCAACAUCCGCAUCCCGCCCGGGGACCCCGUGUUCGACCCCGAGCGGCGCGGGGACGUCGUGCUGCCCUACCAGAGGAGCCGCUGGGACCCCGAGACCGGGCGCAGCCCCAGCACCCCCAGGGACCUGAGCAUCGCUAUGUACGAGUGGCUGCCCAGCUUCCUGGGGAAGACACCCCCGAAGUAUGAAGGGUACCGCCCGUUUCUGGACCCCAGCGUCUCCCCGGAGUUCGUGGUGGCCUCUGAGCAGUUCUUGUCCACCAUGGUGCCCCCCGGAGUGUACAUGAGGAACGGCAGCUGCCACUUCCGGGAGGUCGUGGAUGGGAAUUCAAGUUUCUCCCGAGCUCUGCGAGUAUGCAACAGUUACUGGAGCCGAGAGAACCCAAACCUCCAGAGCGCUGAAGACUUCGAUGCACUGCUGCUGGGCAUGGCCUCCCAGCUCGCCGAGCGAGAGGACCACGUGGUGGUGGAGGACGUGCGGGAUUUCUGGCCUGGGUCACUGAAGUUUUCCCGCACGGACCACCUGGCCGGCUGCCUGCAGCGAGGCCGGGAUCUGGGGCUGCCCUCUUACGCCAAGGCCAGGGCUGCGCUGGGGCUGCCCCCCGUCACCCACUGGAAGGACAUCAACCCCACCCUGUCUCAGAGCCAGGACACAGUGCUGGAGGCCACCGCCGCCCUGUACCACCAGGACCUCUCUCGCCUGGAGCUGCUCCCAGGGGGGCUCCUGGAGAGCCAGGGGGACCCGGGACCCCUGUUCAGCGCCAUCGUCCUUGACCAGUUUGUGCGGCUUCGGGAUGGCGACCGCUACUGGUUUGAGAACGCCAGGAAUGGGCUGUUCUCAGAGGAAGAGAUCGCAGGGAUCAGGAAUACUUCCUUCAGGGAGGUCCUGGUGGCUGUCACCAGUGUGGACGCCAGUGACCUGCAGCCCAAUGUCUUCUUCUGGGUUGCAGGGGACCCCUGUCCACAGCCAGGACAGCUGAGCACCGAGGGCCUGCCAGCCUGUGUGCCCCUCAUCGUCCAGGACUAUUUCCAGGGCAGUGGCUUUGGCUUCGGGCUCACCAUUGGGACCCUGUGCUGCUUCCCCCUAGUGAGCCUGCUCGGCGCCUGGAUUGUGGCCCGGCUCCGGAUGAGGAAUUUUAAGAGACUCCAGAGCCAGAAACGCCAAAGUAUCAUGUCCGAGAAGCUGGUGGAGGGUGUGGAAGCUCUGGAGUGGCAGGGCCACAAAGAGCCCAGCCGGCCGGUGCGUGUGCACCUGCAGCCCGGGCAGAUCCGCGUGGUGGACGGCAGGCUCACCACGCUCCGCACCGUGCAGCUGCGGCCCCCGCAGCAGGUCCACCUCAUCCUGUCCAGUAACCGCGGCCGCCGCACCCUGCUGCUCAAGAUCCCCAAGGAGUACGACCUGGUGCUGCAGUUCACGGCGGAGGAGGAGCGGCAGGCGCUGGUGGGAAGCCUACGGGCGGCCCUGAAGGAGAGCAGGCUGAGUUUCCAGGAGUGGGAGCUCCGCGAACAGGAGCUGCUGAGGGCUGCCGUGACGCGGGAGCAGCGGAGCCUCCUCCUGGGGACCUUCUUCAGGCACCUCUUCUCCCAGGUGCUGGACAUCAACCAGGCGGACGCGGGCAGCCUGCCCCUGGACUCGUCCCAGAAGGUGCGGGAGGCCCUGACGUGCGAGCUGAGCAGGGCUGAGUUUGCCGAGUCCCUGGGCCUGAAGCCCCAGGACAUGUUUGUGGAGUCCAUGUUCUCUCUGGCUGACAAGGACGGCAAUGGCUACCUGUCCUUCCGGGAGUUCCUGGACAUCCUGGUGGUCUUCAUGAAGGGCUCCCCUGAGGAGAAAUCCCGCCUCAUGUUCCGCAUGUAUGACUUCGAUGGGAACGGCCUAAUCUCCAAGGACGAGUUCAUCCGGAUGCUGAGGUCCUUCAUCGAGAUCUCCAACAACUGCCUGCCCAAGGCCCAGCUGGCCGAGGUGGUGGAGUCCAUGUUCCGGGAGGCGGGCUUCCAGGACAAGGAGGAGCUGACCUGGGAGGAUUUCCACUUCCUGCUGCGGGACCACGACAGCGAGCUCCGCUUCACGCAGCUCUGCGUCAAAGGCGUGGAGGUGCCUGAAGUCAUCAAGGACCUCUGCCGCCGAGCCUCCUACAUCAGCCAGGAGCAGAUCUGCCCCUCUCCCAGAGUGAGUGCCCGCUGUCCCCGCACCAUCCUGGAGCCGGCGUUGACCCCGCAGAGACUUCGGUGCCCCACAGACAUGGACCCUCCCCAGGAGACUCGGCGGCGGUUCGGCAAGAAGGUCACGUCGUUCCAGCCGCUGCUGUUCACCGAGGCGCACCGGGAGAAGUUCCAGCGCAGUCGUCGCCACCAGACGGUGCAGCAGUUCAAGCGCUUCGUGGAGAACUACCGGCGCCACAUCGGCUGCGUGGCCGUGUUCUACGCCAUCGCCGCCGCGCUGUUCCUGGAGCGCACCCACCACUACGCCUUUGCAGCACACCACAAGGGCAUCACGGACACCACCCGUGUGGGCAUCAUCUUGUCGCGGGGCACGGCGGCCAGCAUCUCCUUCAUGUUCUCCUACAUCCUGCUCACCAUGUGCCGCAACCUCAUCACCUUCCUGCGGGAGACCUUCCUCAACCACUACAUCCCCUUCGACGCCGCCGUGGACUUCCACCGCCUCAUCGCGGGCACGGCCAUCGUGCUCACAGUCUUACACAGUGCCGGCCACGUGGUGAACGUGUACCUGUUCUCCAUCAGCCCGCUCAGCGUGCUCGCCUGCCUCUUUCCUGGCCUCUUCCGCGACGACGGGUCGGAGCUCCCCCAGAAGUAUUACUGGUGGUUUUUCCAGACAGUGCCAGGCUUAACCGGGGUCGUGCUGCUGCUGGUCCUGGCCAUCAUGUACGUCUUCGCUUCCCACCACUUCCGCCGCCGCAGCUUCCGGGGCUUCUGGCUGACGCACCACCUCUACGUCGUGCUCUACGUGCUGCUCAUCAUCCACGGCAGCUUUGCUCUGAUCCAGCUGCCGCGUUUCCACCUUUUCUUCCUGGUCCCCGCGCUCAUCUACGCGGGGGACAAGCUGGUGAGCCUGAGCCGGAAGAAGGUGGAGAUCAGCGUGGUGAAGGCCGAGCUGCUGCCUUCAGGAGUGACCCACCUGCGCUUCCAGCGGCCCCAGGGCUUCGAGUACAAGUCGGGGCAGUGGGUGCAGAUCGCCUGCCUGGCUCUGGGGACCACGGAGUACCACCCCUUCACGCUGACCUCCGCGCCCCACGAGGACACGCUCAGCCUGCACAUCCGGGCGGUGGGGCCCUGGACCAUCCGCCUCCGGGAGAUCUACGCGCCCCCGACUGGCGACGGCUCGGCCAAAUACCCCAAGCUGUAUCUCGACGGUCCCUUUGGAGAGGGGCACCAGGAGUGGCACAGAUUUGAGGUGUCGGUGCUGGUGGGGGGGGGCAUCGGGGUCACCCCGUUCGCCUCCAUCCUCAAAGACCUGGUCUUCAAGUCAUCCGUCAGCUGCCAAGUGUUCUGUAAGAAAGUCUACUUCAUCUGGGUGACACGGACCCAGCGGCAGUUCGAGUGGCUGGCCGACAUCAUCCGGGAGGUGGAGGAGAACGACCGCCAGGACCUGGUCUCCGUGCACAUCUACAUCACGCAGCUGGCCGAGAAGUUCGACCUCAGGACCACCAUGCUGUACAUCUGCGAGCGGCACUUCCAGAAGGUGCUGAACCGGAGUCUGUUCACGGGCCUGCGCUCUGUCACCCACUUCGGCCGGCCCCCGUUCGAGGCCUUCUUCAACUCCCUGCAGGAGGUGCACCCGCAGGUCCGCAAGAUUGGCGUGUUCAGCUGCGGCCCCCCGGGCAUGACCAAGAACGUGGAGAAGGCCUGUCAGCUCAUCAACAAGCAGGACCGCACUCAUUUCUCUCACCAUUACGAGAACUUCUAGGCCCCCUGCCCGGUGCCCGGUGCCCAGAACUGAGGCCCACGCCUGCCCCGGACUCUGGCUGCCUCUGCCCUCCCCUCCCGGCGUGGCCCGGUGUGGCCUCAGGGGCCCCCGAAUGUGCCCGAGCCUUCGGAAGUGGAGGAAACGCCCAAGAACCCGGGCUGGGGGAGGGCAGCUGCUUGUUGGGGGCAAAGUGAAGCCUUCUCUCCUUGCGUACAGAGAGAAACACAACUCAAGGCAACCAGCAGUGUGCCCACGCGAGUGUGCGUGUGCCUGUGUGCCGGUGACCGCGAGGCUGCGGUUCGAGUGAGGCCACAGAUGCAGGCGUCCUACAGCGCCCCUCGCCCUUCUGGGGUCCGCGCUUGCAAAAGGACUGGAGAGAAUGAGCGGAGAGCCCUCGGCGUCCCGCUCAGCACCCCCGGCCCCCUCGCGGGCUGUGAUCACGCGC
This is a messenger RNA of Chinchilla lanigera (long-tailed chinchilla), 4867 nucleotides long. It is a transcript of the gene Duox1, whose product is annotated as dual oxidase 1. Gene Ontology annotation, cellular component: NADPH oxidase complex; plasma membrane. The record is from RefSeq and is a predicted model, not a curated record. Lineage: Eukaryota; Metazoa; Chordata; Mammalia; Rodentia; Chinchillidae. Gene Ontology annotation, biological process: superoxide anion generation; response to oxidative stress; defense response. Gene Ontology annotation, molecular function: heme binding; peroxidase activity; superoxide-generating NAD(P)H oxidase activity.